Cladocopium goreaui is the source of this 270-nucleotide messenger RNA. The record is from the annotation of a GenBank genome assembly. NCBI's taxonomy places the organism in Eukaryota, Dinophyceae, Suessiales, Symbiodiniaceae.
AUGGGCAAACUUCUUGGCCAAACGUCCUGUUUUUUGUGGUGCACGAAGGAUCAUCCUGCACCUCAGUGGGCCGCCUGUGGCUGGGCACCAUUGGUGGUGGUUGUCCAAGAGGUGCCCGAGGACCCAACAAAAGCGAUAUGGUCAGAUGAGCUACAGCAAAUCUCCGCCGACCGACUAGAUGCGAAAGUUCACAAGGAUAAGAACAUGCUCAAAAAGUUCAAGGCUUGGAGGCAAAGUGCUUCGGAUCCUUUGAUGUACAAGAUCCUCUGA